AUGCCGUUCGGCAUCAAGCCGGUGUGUUCUUCUUGCAAGAUCACCUCAUCGCCCAUCUGGAGGAAAAGCUGUCGAGGUGAGGUGCUGUGUAAUUCCUGCGGGCUGAAGCAAGUUAACGGCACGUCUUUGGCGUCGCCUCCAGCUCCCAAACCUGAACCUGCGACCAGCGUGAAGAGCAACGGUGGUCUCAAGAGCAGUAGUUCUACUGUAACGACGACGGCAGCCAGCAGUAACGGAGCUCCAGUUUUACGCAAGAGCGCCAGAAUUAAGCCGACAAAGAAGUCAGCCCAGGCCUCCAGUAAAACCUUGUCCGCCAAAGGGAAAGGACGACGGGUUAUUUUCAAGAAAAAUCAGCCAGUCAAGGCUCCGACUUCAGUGGCAACUGUUGUGACAGGAGAGAGUGUGUUUCAUAAGGUUUGUCUGAUCAGUACUAUCAGGCCUGGAGAUGUUGUGUCAUUAGUUGACCACGAGGGUGGCUUGUAUUACGCCCAGCUGCGGGGCUUCUUGUCUGACCAGUACAAUGAGAAAAGUGCAGUCAUCACCUGGUUGCUGCCAACGGUCCAUUCCCCACACAACAAGUUUGACCCCAGUACAUAUAUUCUUGGACCAGAGGAAGACUUGCCUCGUAAAAUGGAUUACAUGGAGUUUGUCUGCCAUGCACCAUCCGACUACUUCCGUGCCCACGAUGCCCCGUACAAAACUGUCAAUCCUGAACCCAAAUUGUGUUACAUCUGGACUUCCAUAGGCCCACAAAUACAGACGGCGCCUUCUAUUGAUGAGAUUUUUGGGAUCAGCGAUAACCUGUCUGUAAGUGGUGCAAGUAUUCUGGGCAAACUAGACAGAAACCAGGGCAAGGAUAGUGGUGUUUUACCAGACAGAGAUAAAGCCAGCAGAAAACAGAUCAAGACUGAAAGUGUCGACCUAUGA
Molecule: messenger RNA, 927 nt
Organism: Candidula unifasciata
Lineage: Eukaryota; Metazoa; Mollusca; Gastropoda; Stylommatophora; Geomitridae
Source: the annotation of a GenBank genome assembly